AAACAGCAGUGCAAGAUACAGUGUUGUCCUGGAAAUUGUCCACCAUGUGACCAAGUCUGUGGUCGAACAUUAGGAUGUCGGAAUCACAAGUGUCCUUCGGUCUGCCACAGAGGCAGCUGCUAUCCAUGCCCAGAAACUGUGGAUGUGAAGUGCAGUUGUGGCAAAACUGUUCUCAAAGUACCUUGUGGGAGAGAACGUACCACCAAAGCCCCCAGAUGCAAAGAACUCUGCAGGCAGCCGCCUACUUGCCAUCAUCCUAUUCGAGAGAAACACCAUUGCCAUUUUGGCCCUUGCCCUCCUUGCCGCCAGAUCUGCAAGAAAGAUUUAGAAAAGUGUGGUCACUUAUGCCCUGCUUCUUGCCAUGAUGAAGCACUUGUGAAGCAAACUGGCUUGCAUCAGCCUGCAGGCCCCUGGGAACAGUCCACUGAGCCUGCUUUUAUUCAGACAGCAUUGCCUUGUCCUCCAUGCCAAGUCCCUAUUCCAACGCAAUGCUUUGGAAAACACGAGAUAAGCCCAUUGCCAUGUCAUAGUGCAGGACCUUAUUCCUGUACGAAAGUCUGUGGAAGGUUGCUCGACUGUCAGAAUCAUACUUGCCUGGAAGAAUGCCACACAGUUACUGAAACAGAUACCAACAAUGACACGCAAAAGGCAGGUCCAGAAUGUUCUCAGUGUGAAGAAGCAUGUUCCAAGCCACGACCACCUGGAUGUUCUCAUGCAUGCCCUCUGCCCUGUCAUCCUGGAGCAUGUUCACCGUGUGCUCAAAUGAUCCGAAUAAAAUGUCACUGCAAACUGACAAGCCUGUACAUUGAAUGCAUAAAAAUCACUAAUGCUGACCUACAAGAAAAAGAAGAACUGUGUUCAUGCAAAAACCAGUGCCCCAGAGAGCUAUCUUGUGGUCAUCGAUGUAAAGAGAUAUGUCAUCCAGGGGAGUGUUGUCAGAAUUGCAAUCAGAAGGUUAAGGUCCGUUGUCCUUGUAAGAGACUCAAAAAGGAACUUUUGUGCAAUAAAGUUCGUGAAGGCCAGUUUUUCUUAGAAUGUGACGCGGUAUGCAAAGAAAUGAAACAGAAAGCUUCUGAGAUUAAGGAAGCAGAGGCUAGGGCUGCCAUUGAAGAGGAAAAACGAAGACAACAGGCAGAAUUGGAGGCUUUUGAGAAUAGAUUGAAAGGACGUCGGAAAAAUAAGAGGAGAAAGGAUGAUAUUGAAGUUGAACAACCUUUAUGGCAAAAAUAUAAGAAUGUGAUUUUGCUGCCAGUAUGUGGCAUUGUUGUCUUAAUGAUUGCCUGGUUCCUAGCAUACAAUAAUUGAAGUCUUAAUUACUUCAGUACACUUCAGCACGCUUCUGUGUAAAGAAUUGCUAAAAUCUUCUGUGUUCUAUAUUGAAAAUUAAUGGUUGUGGGUGGUUUUUAGUAAUUUCCCUGUUUGUUGGAGAAAAACAAAACCCAUCUCAGUUUUUACCUCAAAAUCACUUUAAAAUAUGUUGUGAUGAUCAUGCCGUGCUGUCAGUCCUAAGCAAUUAUGCCAAGUUCUUUAGAGCGUCUGUGUAAGAGUCAUCACGUACUGUUUCUCUGGCAUUACUUUAUUUCAGGUUAUCUGUGAGUGCUGCCUGUGCUUAGUUGUCCUAAUGACCUCUUAGUGAUUUAAACAUUGUAUGUUCAAGUUGCUUCAGUACACCUGCAUAGUCCUGCAGGCGUUUGGUUUAAAGCACUUGAUACGAAAUGCAGAUAAUUCACCCAACGGAUUGUGGAUCAAGCUGCUGUCUAAAUGGAAUUUAAGAUUUAAAUUUUUCAUUUAAUUAGAUUAAUAUAGCUUCUUAAAAGAAAACCUGAAGCUGCACAGCGAUCCUAAUUAUACUGUGUCAGAAGUUGUUUGUUAUUUUUUAAAGUCUACCUUAAACGUUCUGUGCUCUAAGAUCCAUUUUUGCUGAUUAAUAUAAUCAAAUAGCAGCUCUUUCCACAUUAGACACCUUUCAAUGGUGGUUUGCACAAUAGUCAAUGUAAAUGGCUUUUUCUUUACAUAUAGCUGUCUUCAGCUGAAAGGACUUCCAAAUCAUAGUAUUUAAGGCUAAUAUCUCUGGCCCUCUGAAAAAUAGUUUUCAUAAAGAAAAUGUACUUUAAAUAAAUUAUUAUCUGUAUCUGUUUUGUGUAUAAAGUAGCACUCAUUUUAUCAAUAUGUGCGUGCUCAAACAUACAAAGGGCUUAUCUGAUUCAGGUGUGUUAAUAUGUAAAAAAAAACCCCUCUUAAAAUCGUGCCUUCUAAGUGAACAUUAAAAAAAUUGUUCAAAUGUUCAACU
This is a messenger RNA of Python bivittatus (Burmese python), 2290 nucleotides long. Lineage: Eukaryota; Metazoa; Chordata; Lepidosauria; Squamata; Pythonidae. The record is from RefSeq and is a predicted model, not a curated record.